This is a messenger RNA of Symsagittifera roscoffensis, 792 nucleotides long. Its product is annotated as 26S proteasome non-ATPase regulatory subunit 8-like. Lineage: Eukaryota; Metazoa; Xenacoelomorpha; Acoela; Convolutidae. The transcript is spliced from 7 exons. The coding region runs from base 1 to 792 and encodes 263 amino acids. The record is from RefSeq and is a predicted model, not a curated record. Gene Ontology annotation, cellular component: nucleus; proteasome regulatory particle, lid subcomplex; cytosol. Gene Ontology annotation, biological process: proteasome-mediated ubiquitin-dependent protein catabolic process.
AUGUCUUCAGUGCAACAAGUGAAGCCUCUUUACGAGGAGCUGAAGAAAGAGUUCAGCAACAAGAGGCGAGACGUGAACAAGUGCAAACAGCUCAUAUCAAAAAUGAAGAUCGCUCUUUUGACACUUAACUUUUUUCCGAAUGACAAGGCCACCAAAGCUGAACUGAUAAUAGCACGUGAUUUUCUGGAGAUCUGUUGUCAGUUGAGCAUAGAGACAGAGGACGUAGAGGCAUUUGAGAGAUACUUUGUCCAGCUCAAAACAUACUACUUUGAUUUCAGAACAGAGUUACCCGAAUCAGCGUACAUGCACGAGUUAGUGGGCUGCCAUCUGUUGUGUCUUUUGUCUCAGAAUAAGUUGGCCCAAUUCCACUCUGAGUUGGAGAUGAUCUCGAUCGGAGACCUCCUCAACAACAUCUACAUCAAACACCCAGUGUCCAUUGAACAGUAUUUGAUGGAGGGUAGCUACAACAAGAUUUUCCUCUCAAAGUCAAAUCUGCCUUCUGAACGGUGCAAGUUCUUCAUUGAAGUUCUUUCAAAUACAAUCAGGGACGAGAUUGCGGAGUGUAUGGAGAAGUCGUACGAGAGCAUCUCUCUGCAGGAGGCGGCCGGGAUCCUCUUCUUCGAAGACAAAGCUCUCGUCAAGCCGUACGCUCUGCAGCGUCAGUGGCAGGUAGACUCGGUCACAGGUCUGGUGGCUUUCAAGCGUGAAGAAAAAGAGAAAAAAGAGAUCGACUCGGACAAGAUGAUAAAUGACUUUGUCAACUACGCUGUCCAAUUAGAGACCAUCAUUUAA